ACGCCAGGCCAGGCUCCGUGCGGGCUCUAGGACCCGGCGGGAGCCGGCAGGGCCGCAGCGUGUGCGCAGCUGGGCUGAGAGUCGGAGCGGGGCAGCCUCUCACCCGGCAGGAUGGUGGUGGUGGGGAGUUACUGCCCGGGGAACGGCACCAUCUCCCAGCCAUGGACGCAGCAGGGGUUCUCCCCCUGUUUCUACUUCACGCUGGUGCCCACGGUGCUGCUGAGCGUCUGCCUCCUGCUAGGCGCCCUGCAGUACGCCUGCUACGCCCGCUUCGGCCGCGCCAUGGAGCCCAAGCACAUCCCCCGCUCACGCCUCUACCACGCGCAGGUGUUCCUCUCGCUGCUGCUGGCGGUGCAGCCCCUCGGCGCCCUCCUGUGGCAGGGGCUGGCUGCGGGCCCGCUGUACGGCUACGCGCUGCUGUACGGCUGCCUCUCGGCUGGGGGCUGGGGCUGCGCCCUCGGCCUCCUGCAGCUGGAGCACACCCGGGUGCUGGCACAGGACAGGACCAGAGGCCACGGCACCGUCCUGCUGCUCUUCUGGGCGCUGGCCUUUGCCGCCGAGAACCUGGCCCUGGUGUCCUGGAGGAGCCCCCUCUGGUGGUGGUCCCUGGGAGACGCCCCUCAGAAGGUGCAGUUCAGUCUGUGGGUGCUGCGAUAUGUCUGCACCUUCACCCUCUUCGUGCUGGGGAUGAAGGCCCCUGGGCUGCCGCACAAGCCCUACAUGCUGCUGGUGAACGAGGAUGAGCGCGAUGUGGAGAACAGGCAGGUGGGUCCCCCUGUCCCUCGCAGGUGUUGGGGGGGGGGCUGCAGGGGGGCGGAGGUCGUCACCACAACAGGGCAGUGUUGGGUUAUCGCAGUGGUUUGUGAGGUGUCAAUCCUGCUGGGAAAGGGUUCAGUGGGUCCUACUGGCUCACUGGGGUGGUAGCUCAGUGCCUCACUUGGACACAAGGGAGGUGGGAGCAGCUCCAUGAGGCGGGGAGGAUCUAGGGUGUGGGCUGAGCAGGUCAGAAGGAGGAGCCCUUGUAACAAAGCAGCCUUUGGCAGGACACAACUGAAAGUAUCAAAGUAAUUAGAGCAGGGCAGUUACAGCCCAAGGCUGGGGGUCCUUCA
Gopherus evgoodei (Goodes thornscrub tortoise) is the source of this 1109-nucleotide messenger RNA. RefSeq names its product ATP binding cassette subfamily B member 6 (Langereis blood group) (gene ABCB6). The record is from RefSeq and is a predicted model, not a curated record. The transcript has 3 exons. Lineage: Eukaryota; Metazoa; Chordata; Testudines; Testudinidae. The coding region runs from base 112 to 924 and encodes 270 amino acids.